UCGAGAUGAGAAAGUAAAAGUUUAAAUUAGUUUUAAACAAAACAAACGACAGUUUGUAUUUCUUGUGCCAUUUUGUUUUUAAAUUGUAGAUGACUUAUAUUUUCUUUACAUUAUAAAAUCUUAUAAGUGGUAAAAUUCAUAGUGUUUUUGUCACACUCUAAGUUGGCAACUAUUACACCAUGUUUCUCUGUAGAAUAGACCUACUUGUUAUGCUAUCGGUAGUGAGUCACGUGUCUGGAGACGCAACAAACUCAAGUCUUAAUGUUGUUCACGAAUGGGUCCAGAUUGAGUAUGACUGGCCGUCGGAUCAAAUCAAAGACAACUACACUAGAAGAGGUCUGUACUCCCCAGAAAAAAGCCACCUCUCUGGAAUUGACGUCUACAAAGAUGACAUCUAUGUGACGGUUCUCAGAAUGACGCCGGCUGUGCCUUCGGGUCUCAACAAAAUCGUGGUGAAAAACGGGAAAUCCCUGUUGCAGCCUUUUCCAAGCUUGCAGGACAACGAACUUGGGAAUUGUGCGAGCAUUCAGUCUCCGUUCUCAACUCUGACUGACCCCAACACUGGUCUGAUGUACGUGGUAGACGUAGGUAGAACCUGGAGAGGUCCACCUAACUCUUAUGCACCCUGCCCGCCCAAGAUUAUGGUGUACGACCUUAAUGACAAGGCCGCUUUGAUUCGAAGCCACGAACUGCCCGAAAGCCUGGCGCCAAAGAAUGAGUCCAUCCUCAACGACCUGGUGCUGGACUACAUCACACGCGACGGUCAAGUGGCCAGGUACGCGUACAUCACGGACAUAGGCAGCGUGCAGAUUAUCGUGUUCGACUUCCUGACCAACAAGUCCUGGUCUUUCCGUCACGACUCCAUGAAGCCCGACGAGGACAGGGUCAUCAACUUUAACGGCGUGAACAACAGCGAGCUCGGCUACCCCGUGGACGGCAUCGCCAUGGACUCCAGCUUCCAGUACGUCUACUACUGUGCUAUAGGAAGUCGAAGGCUGUACCAAAUCCCGACGUCGGUCCUGCGAGACCCUAAUGGAGACUUUGCCGGUCACGUCAGACUGCUGGGUAAAAAGGUCUCCAACACUGAUGGUAUGGCCUCAGGUCAAAACAGUAUCUACUACGGGGCCUUGACCCUCAAUGCAGCGUACAAAUGGGAGAAGAAUAAAGAUGUUGCUGAGCAACAAGUACCAGAAGGGCGAGUAACUCUUGCCACUCAGACAGUGGUGGCGCAAGAUGAAAUCAAGCUAGUGUUUGUCGACAGUUUGAAAGUGGACACAGAGGGCUAUCUAUGGUUUACAUCCAGCAGGGCCCAGAAAUUUUUUACUGACACCAUGGACUGGACGGGCGCAAGUGGUAGCAACUACAGGAUUAAUAAAGUAUUCGUAGGAGACAAAAGUUAUCUGGUCAAAGGGACAUCAGUCGUGGUUGGUUAGCCGGACUGCCAGGACGGACAUUGUGCUUAUCAUAAACAUUUUUUUUUAAAUCACUUUUCAUAAUAAACUGUUAUAAAUAGCGCAUAAUAGCGGGUUGCUAGAGGCUUAAGCAAUUGUGCCCCCCCCCCCCCCCCCCGGUGUUAGCUAGAAUGAAUGAAUUGUAUUGCUGAGUUUGUAUUGUUGUGUUUGUAUUGCUGUGUUUGUAUUGCUGUGUUUAUUGUUACCCACCGGGUGUAUGCCGUUUCAGUUUGUGCUAGAAAUUAAAAGCUGGAAAGUAAUACGGUUGAAACAUAUUUCUAAAUUUAAAAAGUCACUUUAGAAGAAUUAUCUUGUAAAUAAAAAUAGUAUAUCCAUUUCCCAAUAUCUUGUUCUUUCUUUCAAGAAAAUGCUUGAUGUCUGAAAUUGGCCGUUGUUACUUUUCAAACGCCCACUUCCUGGCCUCAUGCUCUAUAAAAUGUGUGACAGGAAAUUAAGAACAAAACAAAUAUAGAAAGCAAACAAACAACUUACGAUCAAAAUAAGAAUUCAUUUUUUUUUUAAAUAAAGGCGCAUGUCAUGUCAUUGGAGACGCUUAAACAGUUAUGUGAUAAAAACAUUUCAAUGUCAAGACAUCCAUCUAUUUAUUUCACUUGUGACAGAGUUCAACUCACUGGAAUGUUUUUAUUCACGUUUAUUGUUUCCAUGGAAACAUUGCUAAUUAAAGCAAGCUUCAAAAACUUUAUUGCACUUUUAAUUCUCAAUGUAUUCUUUAUAAGUUAUGUUCAAUAGCUUGAGAAAAUGUUCUCCAGUGAUCGAUUUGUGUGUUCCCUUUCUACUUAAUGAUUGACUGUAAUGUUUAUUUUAUUUUUUUUCAAAUCUUUCAAAACAUUAGAUCUAUUUAGUGACUGUUAUUGACUAAUGCCCAGCAGCUUGUGUAAAUUCUAUGUGCUAAAGAAUAAAUUGCACGAG
Biomphalaria glabrata is the source of this 2381-nucleotide messenger RNA. Its product is annotated as protein yellow-like. Bases 180 to 1433 code for a protein of 417 amino acids. Lineage: Eukaryota; Metazoa; Mollusca; Gastropoda; Planorbidae. The record is from RefSeq and is a predicted model, not a curated record. The transcript is spliced from 2 exons.